GUCGGUCGGAAGUUUUGGUCACUGUACAAAUGAGGGAGACUGAGGCUCCAGAGAGUUUGGAUCUAUGGAAGACCAGGGCGGGGUGUUCCCCGCCCCCCCCACCCCGUCUUCGGCCGGAUCUUCGCGCUCCUUGGGGGGGGGGGGGGAGACAGCCGCAAGGACCCCUGGGAGUUGACGCCUUUCAGGGGUCGCUAUGGCCUCGGGGGCGGGGCGGGCGCUUGGGCCCACUCGGCGGUUUGGCCGGGGGGAGGGGUUUCGGAGGCCCCGCCCCGGCCCCGCCCCCCGCCGCCAUGCGGCCCGCCUGGACUGCGCUCUGGCUGCGCCUUGCCUUGGCUCUGGGCCUGGCCCUCGUUGGCCCCCUGCCUGUGGGGUGGUCCUCGGCCCGGGUCCCCAUCUAUGUCAGCAGCUGGGCCGUGCGGGUGUCCCAGGGUUACCGGGAGGCCGAGCGCCUGGCGCGCAAAUUCGGCUUCGUCUACCUGGGGCAGAUCUUUCCUGACGGGCAGUACUUCCACCUGAGGCACCGGGGCGUGGUCCAGCAGUCCCUGAGCCCACACUGGGGCCAUCGCCUGCGCCUGAAGAAAGACCCCAAGGUGCAGUGGUUCGAGCAGCAGACGCUGCGGCGGCGUGUGAAGCGCUCGGCGGCGGUGCCCACGGACCCCUGGUUCUCCAAGCAGUGGUACAUGAACAACAAGGUGCGGCCGGACCUGAACGUCCUGCAGGUCUGGAGCCAGGGGCUGUCGGGCCGGGGCAUUGUGGUCUCUGUCCUGGACGAUGGCAUCGAGAAGGACCACCCGGACCUCUGGGCCAACUACGACCCCCUGGCCAGCUACGACUUCAAUGACUACGACCCAGACCCCCAGCCGCGAUACACGCCCGGCGACGAGAACCGGCACGGGACCCGCUGUGCCGGGGAAGUGGCCGCAAUCGCAAACAACGGGUUCUGUGGAGCGGGUGUCGCCUACAAUGCCCGGAUCGGAGGCGUGCGCAUGCUGGACGGCACCAUCACGGACGUCAUCGAGGCCCAGUCGCUGAGCCUGCAGCCGCAGCACAUCCACAUCUACAGCGCCAGCUGGGGCCCCGAGGACGACGGCCGCACGGUGGACGGCCCGGGCGUCCUCACCCGCGAGGCCUUCAGGCGCGGCGUGACCAAGGGCCGCGGUGGGCUGGGCACUCUCUUCGUCUGGGCGUCGGGCAACGGCGGCCUGCACUACGACAAUUGCAACUGCGACGGCUACACCAACAGCGUGUACACGCUCUCCGUGGGCAGCACCACCCGCGAGGGCCGCGCGCCCUGGUACAGCGAGGCCUGCGCCUCCACACUCACCACCACCUACAGCAGCGGCGUGGCCACCGACCCGCAGAUCGUCACCACGGAUCUGCACCACCGGUGCACGGACAAACACACGGGCACCUCGGCGUCGGCCCCGCUGGCCGCGGGCAUGAUCGCCCUGGCUCUGGAGGCCAACCCGUUCUUGACAUGGAGGGAUAUGCAGCACUUGGUGGUCCGAGCGUCCAGACCCGCGCAGCUCCAGGCUGAGGACUGGAGGACCAACGGCGUGGGGCGCCGAGUGAGCCACCACUAUGGCUACGGGCUGCUGGAUGCGGGGCUGCUGGUGGACAUGGCUCGAACGUGGCUGCCCACACGGCGCCAGCAGAAGUGCGUCAUUGAGAUCGUACACACCCCCACGCCCGCAGCAGGCGCGCUCACAGCCCGCGCCGCCCCCAGCCCCAUCUUGCCGCUGACGCAAGUGAGGAGGAGCGUGUCGGCGUGCGCUGGCCGAGCCAACCACAUCCGCUCGCUGGAGCACGUGCAGGUGCAGCUCUCGCUGUCCUACAGUCGCCGCGGGGACCUGGAGAUCUCGCUCACGAGCCCCAUGGGCACCCGCUCCACGCUCGUGGCCAUCAGGUGCAGGGGUGGGGUACCCGGCCCCGUGGCAGCCGCUCUGUCCUUCCCCAGACCCUUGGACGUCAGCGGCCAAGGCUACAACAACUGGACCUUUAUGUCCACCCACUUCUGGGACGAGGACCCGCGGGGCCCCUGGACGCUGGGCCUGGAAAACAAGGGCUACUACUUCAACACGGGGACGCUGUACCGCUACACGCUGCUGCUCUACGGGACGGCCGAGGACAUGACGGCGCGGCCCCCGGGCCCCCAGGUGACAGGCAGCGCGUGUGUGCAGCGGGACACAGAGGGGCCGUGCCAGGAACGCCACGGCCCCGCCCACGUCCUGGGCCACCUCCGCCUCUCCUACUGCCCGCCCAGGUACCUCGGCCACACCCGGCAGGCAGUGACCGCUGGGCCCGGCCGCUCCCGCCCUGUGAGCCUGCUCGAGCCGCGGCGCCUCCUGCUACACCUGCCUCGGCCGCUCCCCGCUCACCUGCACUGCCUGCCCCCCCCCCCCCCCCCCGGCCUCCACGCUGGACGAGCGUCGCGGCUCCUGCUCAGGACCCGUCCCUCCCAGCGGCCUCCCCCCAGCCCGCCGCAGUCGCCCACCCCGGCCGCCACUGCGGCCGAGCCCGGGCCGUGGUACUGGCCCCGCUGGCCGUGGCCUUCGGGAGCCCCUCACUCCGCAGUGUCCUCGCUGUAGGCUGCCCACCUCUGUGUGCGGGGCCCCCCGCCACCACCCCAGGUCCAGCUGCUGGCCGGGACCUAGAGACACCUGAGUAGGGGGCAGACGUGUGUCUGUGCAGGCACUGCCAUCCUGCUCCUUUGCUCCAGACUGGCACCUGGGCUGGGGGGUGCAGGGACCCGCCCCCGGAGGCUCUGGCUAAUCACUGAGGCCCUCAGGCCAGGGGCGGCCUGCUGGAAUCCCGAACCCGAAAUUGGCAGGUCCGGGUGAAAGAGAGAGAGAGAAGUCUAGCUACACGGUUUGGGGUGGGGGCGGGGUGGGAUGGGGCGGAGGCUGGGCUGUGACAGCCGUCCCCUCCCAGCCCCAGAAGUGGGGAGAGGGGCAAGGGGAACCAAUGACAGCAUCCAGAGUCUCUGGCAUCAUGUCAGACCUCGGAGUUUGCAAAUAAAGGUUGAAUAGGA
Felis catus (domestic cat) is the source of this 3031-nucleotide messenger RNA. It is a transcript of the gene PCSK4, whose product is annotated as proprotein convertase subtilisin/kexin type 4. Lineage: Eukaryota; Metazoa; Chordata; Mammalia; Carnivora; Felidae. The coding region runs from base 30 to 2588 and encodes 852 amino acids. Gene Ontology annotation, biological process: peptide hormone processing. The record is from RefSeq and is a predicted model, not a curated record. Gene Ontology annotation, molecular function: serine-type endopeptidase activity. The transcript has 15 exons. Gene Ontology annotation, cellular component: trans-Golgi network; Golgi membrane.